GAAGUUAGCCCCACGUUAAAGCUGCAAAUAACUACUAGGUACUGGGAUGUAUCCACAUAUGUGGAUUCGCACUGGGUAGCCGGUAGCUCGACAUCUACCUAGGUACCUAGUAGAUACUUGGGUACAUAUAACCGAUAGGCAGGUAGACCCCACCAUCCCCACCAUACCUCACUCAACUUUCAAUGCUCAUUCCUCGAUUCCAACAUCCAAGUCCAUCUUCUCCAAGCAUUGCCAAUCACAUACAUAACAAUACCUUUGACACUGAGCCGCUAUCUACUUACUUAAUGAGUAUUGUCUUUAGUGGAAACCUUUUCAUUUUAUGAGCAUCAUUGAUGCUUCUAGAGCUGGAAUCUUUCGUUUGAUUCCAUUUGUUUUUUAUGCAUUUCUACUCUCUUCCAUCUCUUUCAAUCAUCUCACCUAUUCUACCUUAAACCUCGGUACCUUCUUGUUGCUUUCCAGGUGCCUAGCUAGGUAGGCAACUGAGCAUCUGGGGUUUUCGACAACAUCUUAUGUACUUGAAUGGUAUUUAAUUGCCACAAUCGUCGCGCCAACCUGGAAUUCAACUCUUCACAAGCUCGAUCAUCGUGCCGCUACGUAUAGCGAGAUUUUCCCUGGCAGGUAAUUUGUGGCAGCCUAACGUCAAGCCAUAAAGUUUACUACCAACACGCCCUAUACGCGACCUGUAUAUCAUCAUGGCGACUCCCACCGUGAUCAACCCGACUCCCCAAACGAUUAACUCGCUUCUAUCCAAACUAUCUGACCCAGACCCUGAUUUUCGGUUCAUGUCCUUGAAUGAUCUUCAUCAGAUCCUAAUUCGAUCCAAAUCCGACUUCUUGUCCCACGAUUACAACACCUCAUCUCGCAUAACUGACAAUCUUGUUAAGAGCCUUGAUGAUCAAAAUGGCGAGGUGCAAAAUUUAGCCAUCAAAUGUAUUGGCCCAUUGGUGGCUAGAAUUCCCUUAUCUGUGCUUUCUCCAAUGCUAGAGAAGCUCAGUGUAAUCGAGAUAAAGCAUGCGGUCGAUAGUUCGCUACCUUCUCUUGCCCUGCGUACCGCUAUCACUAGCCUUCCGAGACCUGUACCCGGUGUUACCCCCUCGCGAGAGGUGGUUGAAACCUAUGGUGUGAUCAGUCGCGUUCUCAUUCCCAGAAUUCUCGGAUACUCCACCACGUCCAAGCCCUCCCAGAAGCCAACUGCUGGAUCUUAUGGCAUACUGGAUAAGAAUCAGGGUCCUACCGCCGAGUCAGUUGACGUGCUUAUCGAGGUGGUUAGAUGCUACGGGCCUAUGUUACAGCCGCUAGAGGUCGAAAAACUCCAAGAGGUGGUUGUUCAGGUGUUAGAGCAGAGCUCCAUGCCGUCCAACGUUAAGAAACGGGCUGUUGUUGCACUUGCCAUUCUUGCGCCAUAUCUCCCGGAUGAUGUUCUUGGUAACCUCGUCAACAGGAUUCAGAAAGCCUUGGAACGACCUAAGCUCAAUCCAGUUAUACGCCGCCUUUAUAUAUCUAUGAUGGGAUCACUUUCUCGUUCGAUUCCAUACAAAUUCGGUGUAUAUUUGCCUAAACUUAUUCGUUUUGUCUUAUCCCCUUUAAGUCAAGAGGAAUUACAGAGCCAGCUCGAUGCUAUCGGCGAAGGGAAUGAUGAACUCCACCCCGAGUUUAACGAAGUAAGAGAAUCAGCAUUGGUUGCGCUUGAAUCAUUCCUGGAUUCAUGUGGCCUUCAAAUGCGAGAAUAUACAGAGCAGGUAAUUGAAGUAUGUCUCCGUUAUUUGAAAUUCGACCCUAACUCAGCAAUCGACGACGACGAAAAUAUGGAUGAGGAUGGAAAUGUCGACUCAGAUGAUGAUGAGGACGAUGAGGACGACGAGUAUGAAGACGACGCGGGUUUUGAUGACGAUGAUGACGCGAGUUGGAAGGUCCGCAGAUUAGCUGCAAAGGCUUUACACACGUUAAUUUCUACGCGAAGUACGGACCUCCUAGAGACGGGGACAUUAUACGGCGAGAUCGCAUCCCCGCUAGUCAAGCGGUUUGAUGAAAGAGAAGAGAGUGUUCGACUGGAGAUCAUCAGCGCCGUGGCUCUUCUGAUCCGUAAGACUGGAGAGGGUGUAAUCCACUCUAUUUCGGGUGAUGAGGAGUCCCUGCAUUCUCUCGGAGUUAAUAGAAAGCGCCGAAGACAGAGCAGUGGUGGUUUUGUAGUCACCAGCAAGGCUCCUUACUUAGGAGCAACUGGACUGACUUCGCCUACUCGCGAGGCUGUUCCGCCAACGGGACCGCGCGCUGACCUCUCCAAAAUAACACCGCAGAUAGUUAAGGCAGCGACUAAGUUGCUGAAAGGCAAGCAAAUCGCCACAAAGCAAGCAAUCGUCAACCUGCUAGACGACUUGAUCUCGGUACAAAACGGUGGCCUGGCUGACUACUUUGAUCAAGUCAUGCAGCCAAUUAUCGACGUCACCAAGGGCAUGGCAGGUGGCGCGAGUUCGACAUCUAUAUCUUUAUCAGGUGCUGCCUCCGCCACCUCCACCACUCUACGCGUGGCCGUUCUGCACUUCACGAGUGACAUAGCCAAGACUCACUCCUCAAGUCUUUUCCAGCCUUACCUCCAAAAGAUUGUUGCCAGCGUAGUUUCUGCUGUACAUGACAGAUUCUACAAGAUCUCAAGCGAGGCUAUCCGCACGGCCGAGGAACUAGUCAAGGCCAUAACUCCGCCUCGAGCAAGGCUUACAAUUCAGAAAUACAAACCGGAGUUAUAUAAAUUAUACGAGAUCAUAUUUGAUCGUGCUUCUGCAAUUGACACCGACACCGAAGUGCGACAGCAGGCUAUUCAGGCUCUUGGAACCUUGCUUUCAAGGACAUCGUCUGCUGAUGGAAUCGGACUGCUUCCUACCGAUAAGCGUCAAGCUGGCUUGGAUCUACUUUUGGAUCGACUACGGAACGAAACAACUCGCCUCCAUGCCGUCCGAGCGAUCGACAACGUUGCAGCACAUUCUUUAAUAUCUGGCAGUCUUGAUCCAAAGUGGAUCCAAAAUGUCUCAACGGAGCUCUGCGGCCAGCUUCGAAAAGCAAACCGUGCUCUUCGUGGUGCUAGUAUCCAAGCACUGCAGCAGCUGAUCCUAAGCCCAGCGGCUAAGGGAAGUAUCAAGGCAGCGACAGCCGGCGAUAUUGUGAUGGCUAUACUACCCGUGAUUAGUACUAACGAUAGUUAUCUCUUGGGUCCAGCCUUACUUAUCGUUGCGCAGCUGCAACUGGAGCACUCGCAACUAGUUUCUACUUCCGCUUUCAUCGAUCCCCUAUGUGAAUUACUCAAGAAAAAUGUUACCGGCUUGGCGCUAGAGUCUCUCGUCACUCUUGUCACAGCCGUUGGACAGACUGGCAUGGGGAAGCCUUUGAUGGAGGGUGUCUUACGAGUUGGCGUGGCAGGCGAUCCGACCGUAAUUGGUAAAGUUGCUGGCGCCUUGUUUGUCGCAAGUGGCGACCAAGUCGGCGUCAAGGUGGAGAGCUUCAUUGACGAGCUUUCUAAAUCCAGCAAGUUAGCACCGCCUGAUACUGCUCGACAAAGCCUCGCAUUAGCAAUCUUGGGAGAGAUCGGUUUACGACUUGGACCCAAGUCUCGUCUACAACCCAACAUCUUCUUGGAGCAAUUCCACGAUGAGCCGGAUAAAGUCUCGGUGUCUGCCGCAGUGGCUCUGGGGCGUGCAGGUGCAGGAAACGUGUCCGUGUUUCUACCAGUCAUUCUAAACGCAAUCAAGACACAAGGAAGUCAGCAAUAUCUGCUUCUCCAGUCCAUCCGCGAGAUACUCCAUCAGGCAAUCGCAUCCUCCAUUGAUAUCAGUUCGUAUGAAAGCGAAAUCUGGCAAUUGCUAUUUUCGGCGUCUAGUCUCGACGACAACAAGGCAAUUUGUGCAGAAUGCAUAGGGCGCCUGGCUAUCAUGGAGCCGAAGACUUAUAUGUCGAAGCUUGAAGAACUCCUAAGGGACCCAUCGCCGGUAUUUAGAGCGGUAGCUGUACAGGCACUUCGAUACACACUGCCAGAUAGCGACGAAUCGUUUGAUUUGAUGCUUAAGACAGUAUUGUAUGACAUGCUGUUGACAGUGUUAAGCGACAAAGAUAUGGAGAUCCGCCGCCUAGGCAUGACAGCACUGAAUUCCGCGGCCCAUAACAAGCCCGACCUAAUUCUACCGCAUCUCGGCGAGUUAGUGCCUUACGUCAUGGCAGAGUCUGUGAUCAAGCCAGAGCUUAUCCGCGAAGUUCAGAUGGGUCCAUUCAAGCACUUCGUCGAUGACGGACUGGAAGUUCGCAAGAGCGCAUACGAGACUCUGUACGCUCUGAUGGAGACGGCUUUUUCUCGUGUCAGUUCGCUCGAGUUUUAUGACCGCGUUAUUGCGGGUCUUAACGAUGAAAAUGAUAUCCGAUCUCUUUGCAACCUUAUGCUCAGUAAGCUGAUCGUGAUUGACCGCGAAGAGACGACGCGACGCCUGGACCGUGUGGCUGAAUGUUAUCGCAAGACGUUGUCUACAAAGCUCAGGGAUGGUGCGGUGAAGCAAGAGGUUGAAAAGCAAGAAGAAGCUAUCAAGAGCGUCCUUCGCGUUACCCUUCUGCUGGUAGAGAAAACUAAGACGAUUCUCCCGAGAACGAAUACAGAACCGAGUGGGGCGCAGGGGCAAAGCCAGGUGCAGCCGUCGGUGCAAAAUCCGAUUUGGCAGCAAUACUGGGAAUGGGUUAAUAAGGAUUUUGAGCGGCAACUCAAGGCGGUGCGCGAUGAGAAUAGGGAGAUGAGCAUGUAAGGGGAAAGGCGGAGGGAAAAAAGAAGGAAGCGACAAGAGUGGUGUGCUACAAUGACGAUGAAUAGAGGACUACCUGAGUAGUAAUUCGUUAUGACUAGAUGAGUUACGGAUGAAUUGACUACAAGACCAACCUACACUACUGCAAUACGCAUGCUGUCACUGUUGAUUUCAGGGGUUCGUAUGGUAUUGUACAACUUCAAUGCUCUGCUAGGGGUGUAAAGAGCUAUGACCAUGUUCAGUGGACGAAGCUAAAAUAAUGACGUAUAGGAAAUGGAUAUUAGGUGCAUUUAACUGGGUCUAGGACCCACACAAGCUCGGGAGAGGUAGGAAUCGUGAACAAUACAUGACAUCGAAGAAUUGGAAUGGCAGGGACGAUGCGCCGUAACGAGUUCUUUUUUUUUUUUUCUUUUUUUUUGUGAGAGCGCAAGGGUGAUGGAUUUGGUUAUUUUGAGUUUGUGCGGCUGCCAUUUAGUCAAGAGGGUUGAGAUAGAUAGAGGUA
Hypoxylon fragiforme is the source of this 5274-nucleotide messenger RNA. RefSeq names its product TIP120-domain-containing protein. The record is from RefSeq and is a predicted model, not a curated record. The transcript has 4 exons. Bases 693 to 4775 code for a protein of 1360 amino acids. NCBI's taxonomy places the organism in Eukaryota, Fungi, Ascomycota, Sordariomycetes, Xylariales, Hypoxylaceae. Gene Ontology annotation, cellular component: nucleus. Gene Ontology annotation, biological process: SCF complex assembly; protein ubiquitination.